Messenger RNA from Pelmatolapia mariae (spotted tilapia), 2615 nucleotides. RefSeq names its product CTTNBP2 N-terminal-like protein. Lineage: Eukaryota; Metazoa; Chordata; Actinopteri; Cichliformes; Cichlidae. The coding region runs from base 92 to 1873 and encodes 593 amino acids. The transcript is spliced from 7 exons. The record is from RefSeq and is a predicted model, not a curated record.
CAGGACGCUUCUUGGCCGUCCAGGGUUCCGCUGCGACGGGAUCAGAAGACGCAAAUCAAGUGAAAGAAAUCUUCUGACAGGAGAAAAGUUCAUGCUGGAGUUCUCAAAGACCUCCGAGGGCCUCAUGAAGUCCAAACUGAACAUGGAGAGUCUGAGCAAGCCAGAGUUGCUGAUGCUUUUCAGCAUCCUGGAGGGAGAGCUGGAGGCCCGGGAUCUUGUCAUUGAAGCCCUAAAGGCACAGCGUAAAGAGCUAUUCAUUCAGGAGCACUAUGGAAGGUACAACCUCAGUGACCCCUUCCAGGCUUUGCAGAGAGACAGUGAGGCUGUGGGGGGCCAGGACAAAGAGGCUGGCUGUUCUUCCUCCACCUCCAACCCUCUAGUGGUCCUCAAACUGGUGGUGAGCCACUGCAGGAGAAUGCAGGAGAAGAUGCUGGCCCAGCUGGCUGCAGCUGAGAGCAGGCACAGAAGGGUCAUUGCAGACCUGGAGGAGGAAAAGAGGAAGCAUGCAGAGGAUACAGCAGAGGGAGAUGAUGUCACUUAUAUCCUGGAAAAGGAGAGGGAGCGCUUACAACAACAGCUGGAAUUUGAGAGGAGUCAGGUCCGCCGGCUGGAGAAAGAACAGCGGCGCAUUACUGACCAGUUAGAGGAAGAGCGGGCUCAGCACAAACAGCUCUCCUGUGCUUUGGCCAAAGAGUGCAAGUGGGCCAGUGCCAGAGCUCUGGAGGAGGGACACCGACUGAGCGAACUGAGCCGUAAACUCGAAAAGGAAAAAGAGACUUGUCAGUCUCUUAGAAAAGAACUGGAGGAUGAGAGGACAAAAGCUGUGAGGAUGGAGGCGAGAGUGGAGGAGCAGCUGGCUGAGUUUGACACAGAGCGUGAACAGCUCCGCUCACGUCUGAAGAAGGAGGAAGCUCACUGUUGUCAGCUAAAGCAUCAGGUAGAAGAGCUCAAGAGGAAGCUGGAGGAAGUGAACACAAUGAAGGAAACUAGAGGAGCCAUUACAGUUCCAACUGAGCCAGGACAAAAGGAGUGGGCCACAAAAGUUCCUCCGGGAAAGUCAUUAGUAGACUCUGUUAAGGUUGAGGACAUAGAGGAGGAGAGAAACAACCCACCUUCACAGGCAAACGGUCAUCAUUGUCCAGCAGAGACUAACGGGCAUCAUGGCCCACAGAAUGGAAAUGAAAAUCCUCCAAUUCAGACCCAAACAUCGUUCUCCCCCUCCCCUGCUGUUUCUCCAACUCUUCCUUGUUCCUCCCCCUGCGCCUCACCUGUUCUUGCCAAACGGCCACCGACCAGCCCAAAUCCAGAAAGCUUUCAGUCUCCCUACCAAGCCGGGAUCAAUCAGCGUUUCCAUGCUGCUCGUCAUAAGUUUCAGGGUACCCCUGACCCAGAGCCGCAGUCCCAGGCUGUGCAGCCUGCUCUUCCUCUCUUGCCAAAAGACCCCUCUCCUGCGGCCGUCACCUCGUCGCCAGAGGGCAGCCCGGUCAAGCAGAUUGCCCGCAGCACAGUUACUCAAGUCCUGUCACGUUUCACCACCGCCCAGCAAAGUGCUACAGCGAAGCUCGCCACAUCGAACAACUCACCCUUUGGUACAGACUACCGCAGCCUGGCAGCACCUUUGUCUCCAAUCAUUGGAAGGGCUGCAGGGAUGGUUCCCCAAGGAAUAAAAUCGCCUACCAUUCCCAGGGCAGAGCGGGGCAACCCUCCACCAAUCCCUCCUAAGAAGCCUGGUCUAGCUCAGGCCCCUUCUUCUCCAGCUGCAGUGCCCAGGUCUCCCAGCCAUUUCUCUGAUAGCCCCCUCGCAGGAAGCUGUGGCCUCACCUCCAGCCAGGAAGGAGUUAAAGAACUGGACAUGGUGGUUUCAUCUAAUUAACCGAUCUGCUUGUGGCAACAUCCACAUUUCAUAAUAAGAUAUAGGCUUGUAUAUAACCAGAGUUUUAUCAUUUCCUUUUUUUGAACAAAUGACCCCUCAAACACUGUUAUGCUGUUUGUAUUUAUUAGAUUUAUUUGUAAUACGUGCGAGGGCACUAUUGUAGGUAGUAGAUGAAGAGCCGGUAGUAAUGAACAAUUACAGCUGAGUUAAAUUUCAUAAGGUGCAUAUUAUGUUGUUACGAUGUAUAAUUUUUUUAAUAGUGUCUUUCCAUUUAUUUUGUCUCAAGUAUGUCGCUUUUUAUUGUAAGAAUAAUCACCAGUAACUCAACCUUUGACCAGUGUAGGCUACAGAGUCAUUUUAGUUUGCACUAGUGUUCUUUUUUUUUUUUUUUUAAUUAAAAACCCAGUAGUCCUUACUUAUUACUGCAUCUUAUUUUAACACAACAAAUAAUCUGAUUAGUGCCGUAAUGUCAUGUCAUGUUUUGUUCUCUAUUAAUUUAAUGAUGUAGUUACAAUAACUAUGUAGACUCUGAUGGUUAUAUGCAGGUGCUGUUGUAAAAACUGUUCUGAUCAUCAUGUCUUUGUCAUUUAUAACAAAUCACUAUAAGAAAAAAAUGUAGCCAAUCAUAGCUUUGAUUAAUAUCACAGCCUACCAUGCUGGGUAUUCCUCUGUUUUUAAUUAUAUUUUUUACAGUACUUUUUUUUUAGGCUGGAAAGUGGCAUCUUUAAUAAAUAUAUCCUAA